UCCUACAGUAAAUAUUUGUGUUUGCCCAGCCGGCUGUAAUGGUGGACGAGUGAGGGGAAGGAAAAACGGAAUCCAACUCGAGUGAGGAAAUAGGAAAACGGUCGAAAGUCUGAGCCGCCGCGACUAGGACACAGGCUUCGUCGAAAAUGGAUGAACUUAAACAUCAAGUCAUGAUUAAUCAGUUCGUCCUGACGGCGGGUUGUGCGGCGGACCAAGCCAAGCAGCUCUUGCAGGCGGCACACUGGCAGUUCGAGACUGCCCUCAGUGCCUUUUUCCAAGAAACAAAUAUCCCCUAUGGCCAUCAUCAUCAAAUGAUGUGCACACCAGCCAACACACCAGCGACACCCCCAAAUUUCCCAGACGCCCUGACCAUGUUCUCCCGGCUCAAGGCGUCAGAAAGCUUCAACAGCAGCAGCCCCAUGGCGGCGUCCAUGGCCACCUCCCCUCCACCCCCUCAGGUCGGCGGCUGGGGGGUGUCACCAAACGUACCCAACAUGCCGACGCCCUCACAGGGACUCUGGACUCCGGGGCAACCCCCCACACAACCAUGCCCCGCUUGGCCCACGGGUGUCAACCCCCACGCAGGCGCCGAGCAAAAGGCUAGUGUAGCAAUGGAGGCUGAGAGAUGAAGAGUCACGGCGGGACUGAAACCCUGCCCUGCCUCCCCCCGGAUGAUUGGGAUGGAGAGAGGGCGACCAUAUGAUAAUUUGUCAUUUUCCCCAAAUGGACGGAUGAGAUGGAACCUACGCAAACCAAGAGAUACUUUGGGUGAACUAUUAAGGAGUAAACCAAUGCAAAAGUAGAAAUACAGGAUACGCACACACAUAGAAAUAAAAGUAUGUGAAGGUUGUUUUUUUCCCAAGAGAAUUAUUGGAAUUGUAAAAAAUUGUUUGAAAAAAGACAAAAAAAAUCAUGCCCAAGGAUUUUAUGAGAUGUUCAAGGACAUUCAAGGCAGAAAUUUUUUUAGAAUUGUUUUCACCCCAACACUUCUUUUUACUAGCCAGUGUUUUUUUUCCACUGGUCUUCUUGAGUUUCUGUCUGUGCUGCAUGACAAGAGAGGAACUUGCAAUGCAGUGUUUUACAGUGACUGAAUCAUCACGCACUAGAGUGUGUGUCUGUGUGAGUGUGUGCGUGUGUAAGAUCGUGAGAGCAGGAUUUGUUAUCAAAAUGCAUACACACCAAUAUAUAAAUCUAUAAAUGUAUACGUAAACACACACAAAUACACACAUUAUCGCUCAGAAGAAAACACCUCCGUCAAAGUGGGGCUUCCUCUUACCUCACCUGGUGGUCACCUGACUUCUUUUUAGCCAAUCAGGGAUUCUUCUUAAACCAACAGUUUCCUCUUGAAAACACAGGACAUGUUCUUAAAAAUGUGCUUCUCUUAAGGGCGCUUGUCGCUUUGGUUCAUGCUAUUCUCGCCGCAGCGGCUUAUUUCCGAAGCCGAGUCUACAACUGUAUACUUUUAUGAAAUUAUUGGUUGUACAAGAAAACAUGGUUUAAUGUAAUAUUGUUUGUAAAUGCUGAUAGUUUUUAUUAUGUUGGAGGACUUAAGGGAGGUGGUUCUGCUAAAAAAAAAAAAAAUACACGACUACUCCAUUUUUCUACACAAAUACGCUUUUUUGCAUGAUGUGUCUGUAACAUCUUUUAUAGCAAACAUACUGUAUGUUUCCAAAGCUAAUCAACUAAUUUGAAUCAGAUCAUCUCAGACUGAUAGCAAAUUGGCAAAAAGUGUCUUGUUGAUCACAACAUCAGGACAACAUGGGUAACGCUAACCAAAAGCUAUUUGUUACCAAGGUUAAUAGGGCCACACUGAUUUAAAUAAACAAGUAUACAAUCAUAACAUUUCGAAAUAAAAACUGCAAUUACAAGAAUGAAGUAACAAUUUUAAGAGAAAAAUGUUUUUAUGAGAAUUAAGAAAUUCAUUAACAGUGACUGUUUUUGUUAAAUAUUAUCAUGUAGUUACUAAACAGCAAGUUGAUUGUCACUUCAAUCAUUAAAACUGCAAUAAUAGUACUUUAUUGUGAUAUUUUUUAAAAGACAACUACAAUUUGUAUUUUUUAUAGUAUGACAACCUAAUUUACAUUACUUUUCUCUUGAAAAAUUGCACUUUUUUUUCUUAAAUAAUUACGAUUUUACUCUUCUUGCAACGUAACUUUCUUGUACCAUAACAAUGUAUGCGUUAUAUAUUUGUUCUGUCUUGUAACAUCAUUAUUUUUUUCUUCCUUACAAUUUUUACCAUGUUGUUUUAAUGUAACAACAGAUUUUAUUUUCAAUGUGGCCCUAAUAAUCCUUUUGUAAUGUGGACUCCCUGCAGAUAGUAUACUUGUAUCCAACUGCCGUCUGACAGGAUUUAAAGGGUGUAGCGUUGCCCAGUCCUCUUUGCUGAGGGUGGGAAGGGGCUGCUCAGGGGUGACCCUGAUUUACGGCAAUAUAUUACACAAGGUUCUGCCCUUGGUUUUAAUUUGUUUGUAUCAUUAUUGUUUUGUUUUUUUAUUAUUAUUUGAUGAAAGAAAAAAAUGUGGCGAUACACAAUAUAUUAACUAGCAGGUGUCUUUUCAAAGAUUUAAAAAUAUUAGGGAAAUUAUGGAUAUAAUAAUGAAUAAAUCAUUUGAUAUGAUUUACUUUAAACUUGAGCUUUGGUUCAUUUUCCCCACGCUUCAUACUUUAUUUGGUUUAAAUCUGAGUGUUUUUGGGUUGGCUUGUUCAUAAAUGGUUUGUUCAUGUAUGUCCACACCCCCCACUUUGUAUGACUGUAUAAGACCAUUCCCACAAUAUUUGUGGACUACCUUGAUAAUUAACUUAUCAUUUUUGUGAACCUAAAUAAAUAUUGUUUGUCAACCUAA
Molecule: messenger RNA, 2843 nt
Organism: Nerophis ophidion (straightnose pipefish)
Lineage: Eukaryota; Metazoa; Chordata; Actinopteri; Syngnathiformes; Syngnathidae
Gene: ubald1a
Product: UBA-like domain containing 1a
Exons: 3
Coding region: 147-629 (160 amino acids)
Molecular function (GO): protein binding
Source: RefSeq, a predicted model, not a curated record